Molecule: messenger RNA, 854 nt
Organism: Annulohypoxylon truncatum
Lineage: Eukaryota; Fungi; Ascomycota; Sordariomycetes; Xylariales; Hypoxylaceae
Product: SPC25-domain-containing protein
Exons: 3
Coding region: 116-790 (224 amino acids)
Biological process (GO): protein targeting to ER
Cellular component (GO): membrane; signal peptidase complex
Source: RefSeq, a predicted model, not a curated record
GGUGGCUUCAAUAUUCCUGAUAUCAUUCCUGCGAUUGACAAAUUCGUAUCGACAACUUUCUUGCGAAUUAACGUCAAUGCAACAUACUAAGUAUACCAGCCCAUAAACCUCAACGAUGGCCUCCCAAGAACGAAUUUCCGUCCACAAUCUAGCGGACCUGAAGAACACAUCCGAUGAUGCGAUCCCGAACUACCUCAACUCCCUCGGCUUCAAGCAGGACAACCGACUCCUCGACACGCGGCUGGCCCUCGGCUACGGCGCUUUCGCCAUCGCCGCCGCCUGCUUCGCGUGGGACUACAAGCUAGGCUUCGAAAGCACCAAGUACUACACCGCCGGCGCCGUCGCCCUCUACGCCCUACUAAACGGCAUCCUGACCUACUGGAUCGGCUUUGUGGAGAAGGGGACUAUAUACCAGGGAACAGCGCCCGACGGAUCCAAGAUCUCGAUAUCCACCUCGACGAAAAAGAACAUCCCGACCUACAACCUGAAAAUCACCAGCACGCCUAAGAAAGGCUCCCCCACGACGAUCGAGCUAGCGCGCUCCUUCACCGAAUGGUUCGACUCGCAGGGGCACUUCGUCGCGCGGCCCUUCCAGGCCAUGUUCGCCACCUCCGUGCCCCUGAUCGCGAAGGCCGAUCCCAAGCGCGCCCAGGCCGCUGCUUCGACGUUAGCAGCUGAUUUCAGCAACGUGGAUUCAGAGGUCCUGGACGCCAUUGCCGCCUCCCAGGUAGCGUCUACCGGGGCCGACGACUCGUCCUCAGGCAAGAAGUCGAGACGUAGAAAGGCGUAGUUAAACCAAACAAGAACGUAGUUUAGGCAUACUUUAAUGCGUAAUAAAUAUCCAAGAUCACCAG